GCCUGUUCCAAACGGAACAAACGUACUAAAAAAAAAAAAAAUGAAUGAUUAUAAAUUUGUUCGUCAGUCAGUCAAUUUCAAAUUUUUUUAUAUUAUUGUGAUUUUAUAUUAAGAAUAUAUUAUUUUACCAGACGAAAUGUCCACUCGCUGGUAUCCCAUAUACCAGAGAGGUAAUCCACAACUUAGGGUAUUUCUUCCCAACUUUUGGAUGAAAUUAGUUCACCCUCCACCUAAGCAAUUACCCAAUACUGUGCAUUUUCAUUGUUCUAUGGAAAUGACUAAAUAUGAUAUAAGGAAUUAUUUAGAGAAAAUUUACAAUGUCCCGGUAAUUGAUGUGAGAACAAAGAUUAUACUAGGCAAAUUCCGUAAAGACCUUGGCAAGGGUUAUGUAGUGAAAGAUGAUGAUAUAAAAUAUGCCUAUGUGACAUUGCCCAAAGAUACAAAAUUUGUAUUUCCUGAUAUUUUUGAAAAAUCUAAGGAUGCUGAUGAGGAGCAUUUAAAAUCAUUAGAAGAAGCAAAAAAAACCUUCAAAAACUACAUACAUCGUAAUAAGUCGAGACCUGAUGUUCCAAGUUGGUUUUCUAUAUAAAAUAGGUUUCCAUAUUUGAUAGGUAUAUAAAGAAUAAUGUACAAAUAUUUGAUAGGUAAUUAAAUGGUAUAGACAUUAUAA
Messenger RNA from Galleria mellonella (greater wax moth), 670 nucleotides. RefSeq names its product 39S ribosomal protein L23, mitochondrial (gene mRpL23). The transcript is spliced from 3 exons. Lineage: Eukaryota; Metazoa; Arthropoda; Insecta; Lepidoptera; Pyralidae. Gene Ontology annotation, cellular component: ribosome; mitochondrial large ribosomal subunit. Gene Ontology annotation, biological process: mitochondrial translation. The coding region runs from base 137 to 589 and encodes 150 amino acids. The record is from RefSeq and is a predicted model, not a curated record. Gene Ontology annotation, molecular function: structural constituent of ribosome.